GUUCUUUUGCGGUAGAAACGGCGGGAUGCUGGGGAGCUGACGCGAAGCAAUUUACAAGCGAGUUAGGCCUUCGUCACAGGCGGAAUGGGAUUGUCGCUCCCAGUCGUUCCUGGUGCAAAGGCUGUCCAUGGUAAUCCAGCGUGGAAGUACUGUGGGCAUCAUAGGCACCUUUGCAGUGGAGACGGCGAGGAGCGGUUUAUUUGUGUACAUUUUUAGUUUUCAUUUUUAUUUAUAUUUCUUUUUUUUUUUGUAAAUUCAACUCAUAUUAAUAUUGAAUCAAAUACCUACUUUGUUUUAUGAAUAAAGGGCAAAGCCUUCUAGAUUUAAUGGGGUGAGUAACUUUAGUAACGUUGAGCAUGGCUAUGGCAACUAAAGAAGUUUUACGAUAAGUUAAUAACGAUGCACGGCGAAAUGGAGUAAUACUUUUAAUAACAAAAUAUUAAUAUUAUAUUUGUGUUUACGGGACAUCGAUAAAACAUGCGGCAAACCAUUUAUGAUGCUAUUAAUUAAAAGGCCAGCCGACGAGAUGGGAAUGGGCGGCACGAUGGACAGCUGUGGGCGAUGUAUGAAGUUCUCACUAAUAUGCAUCAACGUUGUUACCUUUAUCGGUGGACUGCUGGCACUGGCGCUGGGCGCGUGGGUGUGGGUGACUCGUUCUUUCUCCAGCACGCUCAUGAGCAACAACAUGUUCAUCGCGUCCGUGGGUGUGGUGGUGGCCACGGGAGCGGCGGUCAUGCUGCUCGCGCUGCUGGGCUGCUGCGGCGCCGCUAAGGAGGUCAAGUGCAUGCUGCUUACGUACUACAUCCUCGUGUUCAUCAUUUUCGUGCUCAUGCUUGUUGGAGGCAUCCUACAGUUCGUGUUUCGGGAAAAGGUGCUGACCACGCUGGACCGCGAGAUGUUUGCGUCCAUCCCGUUCUACGGCGUGCGGCCGGAGUACACGCGCGCCUGGGACGACACGCAGACCUACCUGCAGUGCUGCGGCGUGCACAACUACAAGGACUGGAAUGGCAACGUGCCCGAGAGCUGCUGCAAGGAGGUCUACCCUGGGAAGCGCAUGGACUGCAAGUACUCUGGCAACCCGGCGACCAUGUACAUGGACGGCUGCCUGCCGCAGACAGUGGAGUUCCUGCGCGAGAACGCCGUGUACGUCGGUGUCAUCGCCAUCAUUGUGGCGUUCAUAAUGUUGCUGGGCUUGAUAUUGUCGUGCGGGCUCUUCGUGAAGAUAGAGUGAAAUAGUGCAAUUUAUCUCGCUCUAACAGCAUCUUGCUUGCGGCAUGUUGCAAUCUUGCCUGGUAUGCUCGCUGUUAUAGAUGUCGGCGGCCGAUCCUACCUACAAUCAAAAUAUUACAUGUGAGGAACAUUACAAUCUGCUUGAUCUUACGAUCGGCCGUCGACAUGGACACAGCGUCACAUUGUUCAUGGGGUCUACACACUUCGCCAUAUUUGAGUUUUACAUUACCAAUUUAUAAAAAAAUAUACCAAACCAUGCACGACCAUAAUAUUUUAUUGUAGACACUAUUAUCGAUUAGUUAUCUAUGUUUAUGAAGUUUUAUUUUUUAUCGCCGACCCACACUGCGUAUGACCACAUAUUCUUCAGCUGACACUUGCUGUGAAACAAACAUGUGGGCAACUUGUGUAGGCGCCAUUACAAUGAUGACUCACAAUUUUCUAUGAUGUAACUAUGUACAGGUACGGAAUAUACGACAUCAAUGUAAGACCAUGGUUCGUAUAAAGAGACACUGCAAUAUAGUUUGCAAUUUUCUAACUUAUUCCUAUAAUAUACUUUUAUGAAUAUAAAGUGACAAUGCGUGCACAUUAUUUUGAACUUCUUCUAUGAUGACACAUUUCUCUUCCUCUUUUAGUGGACUUUUUUUGGGGAUAUGGUGUAAGUAAUAUAAAACGGACAUUUUAACCUUUGAACAUCACGCCUAUCAUAUGGAGCGCGUCAUCGUGAACCUUGUCGGAAUGUACGAAGGUUGAUAUUGGGCUGUACCCGCGCGUCAUUUGACGGUUGGCGGUCAAAGGGUUAACGAUAAACAUUUAUGUCGAUUUUAUGUCAAUGUUAUUGUGGUAUAGUCGAUGUUAAAGAUGUGUUUAUAAUUUUAGCCUCAUUACAUUGAAAUGAAUUAAGGUACAGUAGGCUGCAGAGUUAAGUGACCCCCCUACAUAAAACAUUGUUUGCAGAGGGGGUCACUUAACUCUGCAGCUUACUCUACAUCCCUGUAAACAUAUGUUGGACGUUUACUGUAUGUGUAUAUACCUACUCUUCUAAAUCCAACUACUUAUUUUGAAGUAAUGAAAUCUCAGUACACCUGUACAGUACAAUAUAUAUAACGUGCUCACGAGGUACCCAAAAGAUUUUAACCACGCAUUUCUGAGGUCAAAAGAAGGCAAAAAAAAUGUUUUAGGUAUGGGUAAAUUUCGCCAAAACAUUUUCUUAACUAGUUACUUUUUGAUAUCUUUCAAUAAGGAUAUUUAGACUAGGCCAUAAAGUUGCAACAUAGCCAUCAAAAAGGCGUUUUGCGUUGUAGUUGUGUUUUUUGUUUUUUUUUUUUUUACUUGAUAAGAAAAGCUUAGUUUUUAAAUAUGAUUAAGAAUUAUAAUGUUAAAAUCUUUCGGGUUCGUGGUGAGCACGUUGUAUAUUACUUGAAUAUAUAAACUGUAUGUGUAGUCAUAGUUUUAGCUGAUAGGUAUUAUUGAUAAUAAGAGGCUAACAUUAAUGUUUAUUCGUAAUAUUUAUGUUACAAGAUGCACAUAAACGUGAAAGGAGUGAAAGUUAGGUCCUUAAUGAUCUCCUAAUAUAUUAAAGAUAAAAUUAACUUUUGUGGAUUCAAAUUUAUUGUCAUGAAUUUAAUUUAUCUUUGUAACAAGAACAAAAGUCAUUUUAAUAAUAUUACUUAUCCCUUUCGCUAAAUAAUUUUGUAUUAAGCAGACAGGUCUGCUAAUGAUGCCAGAAUGUUUAGAAUUAAAAGAAAAUAUACCUAAAUAUUCAGUCCCGUGCAUGAAUUGAAUUCGCGACUCCGCCGCUGUAACAACUGAACUACCGAGACUUACACGUUGACAGCGAAUAUUUCGCCCAUACGAAGGAACCCAUAUUGGUUUGGUAAGGGGGAGGGUAUUAUUCCUUUAGUUUCAUUUCGCUGAACUACCCAUAAGAUAUGAGUGACUGACAAAUUGACAUUGCAUGACAUCGUAGAACUAACAGAAAUUUUGUGCAUGCAUGCAUACCGUCUUACAAAUAUGACCAAAUUUUCUUUGCUUAUUAUUUAUUAUGCUAUAUAUAUUACGGGCAAUACUAUAGAAGGUUAAGUAAACUUAAGUUUACCUGGGUAUACCUAGUAUUACCCAAGCCUUUUGGGUAAAGUUGAAAAUUAAAUCAACUUUAAUUUGUAUUCGACGAUUACCCGUAUAUUAUACAUCUAGGUCUCCCUAACAUUACCCAGCCAGUGUUGAGUAGAUGUGUAUGGGUAAAGGCCGAAUACAGAUUAAAAUCGUUUAAAUUUUCGGGCUUUACUUAUUUUAUGGCUGAACUUUUUGCCGAAUUUUAUUUUACAGAAAAUUAUUUAUAGAAUAAUCGAAUCCCACAUUUUUAUUACAAUUAAUUAUGUUCCUUUGAUUACUCAUUUCAAGGAAAUAUACUUUGUAACUUAAUUAAAAUUCAGAAUAAUUAUUCAAAGAUUUUUAAAUAGAGUAAAAAGUGAAAUAAAGUUUAGCCUGCGCUGUGGCUCUGAGGGUAUGCUAUUUUUGGUAAAUAAAUGAAAUACUUAUUACUCCUAAAAAUAAAUAAAAAUUAAAGUAAAAGACUGACUGUAGAAUUACUAUUCAUUGAGUGUUAUUUGUACGACAAUACAAUUCACAGAAUAUUGAUUUCAUCUAAUAUAAUUUUUCUAAAUUACCUUUCAUCUAGUAUUCACUUAAAUGAAAAAAUCAACCAUUAGUUGCCAAAAAGGGGUUGAGAUUUGUUAGUUUAGAGCUGCAACCAGCAAGAAAAUGAACUGUUACCAGAAAUGUGGAUUAGGUUAGGUUAGAACUGAGACCCCUAAAAACACAAACUUUUACCAGAAAAGUGGGUUAGAGCACUUAGAACUGCAUAUUUAUAAGAAGUGACUUUUCUACAUAUGGAUGAUUCUGUGAAAUGAAAUUAAAUGAACAAAUUGUUAAGGACAAUCGUUUUAAGGAAACGAUACAAAUUUAACAUGUUCGCUGGGAUGUAACUAAUUCGAACUAUAAUUACUUACUUGAAGUAAAUAGUCUGUUUAAAUAUUACUUUGUAAUAUGAAAUUACUUGAAAAAAAAAUAUAAAACAAAAUUCUACAGAAAAAUCGUCGACAAAACAAAGGUAAACGGUAAUACUAGUUAUACAAGGGUUAAUUUGAGUUUAAUUAACCUUCUAACAUUACCCGUAUAGUAACAUAUAUAUACACCGUGUUUUUUUUUCCUUUAACUUCAGGGUAUGGGUAAGCACGUUUAAGGAAACUAAAUGGCAUAGUUAAUAAAAAAUAGUAUAUUUUUGUAAUGAGUAUUUUAAUGUUCCAUAUAGCGUUGUAGUAACACGGGCAUUACAUUUAACCCAACCAAACAAUUGAAAACUGUGACAUAUCAAUGUCAUUUCGAACAUCGAUCGUCUGAGAUAGUGUGUACGUUUAGUAGCAAAUGUUUCGUUCUAAACACUAAUCAGUAUGUAGACGGGCCCUAAGGCAAGUGCACACACUCGUAAGGGCCUCAUUAGAUAAAAUAAAUUAUUGAUUAUUUCCGAAAUAGAGGUAAUUAGAAUACCGGUGUCUUUAAGAAAGUUAUUUAAUUUAAGCUCAGGAAUGCACCCAUAAAAAAAACGGUGUAUAUUAGAUCCACUUGUUUAGCGAUAAGCUAAAUAUCUGGGCCUGUUAUAGUACACAACCUGGCCUGCAGUAUAGUAAAUCGUCUAUUUGAAGUAUAAAAAUAAAUAACGUCCACUAUUUGUAUUUUUUUUAAAUUGUGCAAUAAACAUUGUAAAAGUACA
Messenger RNA from Cydia pomonella (codling moth), 4999 nucleotides. RefSeq names its product tetraspanin-4-like. Bases 494 to 1231 code for a protein of 245 amino acids. The transcript has 8 exons. The record is from RefSeq and is a predicted model, not a curated record. Gene Ontology annotation, cellular component: membrane. NCBI's taxonomy places the organism in Eukaryota, Metazoa, Arthropoda, Insecta, Lepidoptera, Tortricidae.